Molecule: messenger RNA, 3040 nt
Organism: Eucalyptus grandis
Lineage: Eukaryota; Viridiplantae; Streptophyta; Magnoliopsida; Myrtales; Myrtaceae
Product: vacuolar-sorting protein BRO1
Exons: 8
Coding region: 121-2748 (875 amino acids)
Biological process (GO): protein transport to vacuole involved in ubiquitin-dependent protein catabolic process via the multivesicular body sorting pathway
Cellular component (GO): endosome
Molecular function (GO): protein binding
Source: RefSeq, a predicted model, not a curated record
AAAAAGAUACGCCCCCUCUUCCUCCUCCAUCUUCGACGCCCAAAAUCACCCGAUCGAUCGUCUUCUACACUCCCUCCUCUCCCUCCCCCUAAAAUCACUUCCGCAAUCGAUCGAACGAGGAUGUCGGCGCCGGCGUCCUCGUCGUCGUCUCUGUCGACCACCAACAUCAUGCUCGCCAUCUUCGAGAAGAAGACGGCGGCCGUCGACCUCUACCGCCCCGUCCGCUCCUACAUCGCCUUCCACUACUCCGAGCGCGAGGCCCAGAACCUGGAGGACGACCUCCAGGCCCUCCGCGACCUCCGCUCCGACCUCGAGAACCCCGCCAAGCAGCCCUCCCCCACCGCCCGCCGCGACGUCCUCCAGUCCUACUUCCGCGCCCUCUGCGUCGUCGAGACCCGCUUCCCGAUCUCCCCCGACCGGGACCACAUCAACGCCGUCACCUUCACCUGGCACGACGCCUUCAAGCAGAAGCUCAAGGCCUCCCAGCAGAACAUCCACCUCGAGAAGGCCGCCGUCCUCUUCAACCUCGGCGCCGUCUACAGCCAGAUCGGCCUCAGCUACGAUCGCUCCACCGUCGAGGGGCGCCGCCUCGCCGUCCAGGCCUUCAUCGGCGCCGCGGGGGCCUUCGCCUACCUCAGGGACAACGCCGCCGCCAAGGCCUCCAUGGGCAGCUCCACCACGGUGGACGUGUCCAUCGAGUGCGCCGGGAUGCUGGAGAGGCUGAUGCUCGCCCAGGCGCAGGAGUGCGUGUUCGAGAACACCAUCGCCAAGGGGAGCACCCCUGGAGUGUGCGCGAAGAUCUCUCGGCAGGUUGGAUUGUACUAUGAAGAAGCAUGGGCAGCUCUAAAUGUGGCACCUUUGAACCAACAUUUUGACAAGGGCUGGAUAUCCCACGUGCAGCUGAAGGCAGCUUUGUUCUAUGCAGAAGCAUGCUAUAGAUAUGGUUUAGAACUGCAUGAGAAGGAAGAGAUUGCUGAUGAGAUUGCAAGGCUCCGGAGUGGGGUUAGUACUUUAUCAGAGGCGAAGAAAUCGACAAAAGGUGCACCACCUCAACUUUUAGAUGCAAUUAACAAGUUAGAGGCAAACAUUAAUAGAAACCUGGAUAGGGCGGUCAAGGAAAAUGACAGAGUUUACCUUAUGAGGAUUCCUUCCCCUAGUUCCUUGCCACCCCUCCCAUCAUUCUCUAUGGUUAAGCCAAUGCCGAUGAAUGAGGUUUUGGAUGCCAGCAAGGAGAAGAUGUUUGCAAGUCUUGUCCCUGAUAGCAGUGCAAAAGCACUUUCUAGGUACACUGAAAUGGUUGAUGAUAUUAUUCGAACUCAAGCUGAAAAGUUGCAGCAAGGAAGUGAACUUACCCGUGUGAGGCUCAAGGAUAUGGACCUACCAGAUUCUAUACUAGCUCUAGAAGGGCACUUCACUCUUCCAGUGGAUCUCAAAGAAGAUGUGGAGGCAGUACAGAUCAGUGGGGGUCCAGCUGGUCUUGAUGCUGAAUUACAGCAGCUUCGGGAUCUGAGGCGAGUGAAUCAAGAGCUCUUGGUUCAAACCGAAGAGCUUCUGCAAAAAGAAGCCAGAGAGGAUGCCCAAUUUAGGGGCCAAUUUGGAACACGUUGGACCAGGCCUCAAUCCAGUACUCUAACGAAGAAUUUGCAAGAUCGGUUAAACAGAUUUGCAGGUAAUCUGAAGCAAGCAGCAGAAAGUGAUGCCCGUAUCGAGCGUUCAGUGAAAGACCAUGCAGCACUCAUGUCAAUUCUUGAUUGUCGGCCGAUUGAAUCAGCUCUCCCAAGUUUGGCUCGCCCGAUAAUGUCUUUGGAUGCGAAUGAAGAUGCUGUUGUGGGGGCCCUAAAGCAGAGCUUGAGACAAUUGGAAACCCUUGGUGCACAGAGAGCAGGGCUUGAAGACAUGCUCAAGGAGAUGAAAAGGAAGGAUGAUAUACUGCCAAAGUUGAUGGCAUCGACCGGCUCUCAGGAAGACCUCUUUAAGAAGGAGGUAUCAAAGUAUGAUCCUAUUUGUGAAGACAUUGCCCAAAACAUUGAGGCACAAGAGCAAUUAUUGUUUCAAAUCCAGGCUCAAAAUGAUCAAUUUUCUUCCCUUUUCAACCUUGAAGAUUACAAAGCAUCACGCGAGAAAUGUUAUAAGCAAAUUCAAGCUGCAAUAGCUAAAUAUCGAGAAAUCAAGGAGAAUAUCAAUGAGGGGUUGAAGUUCUAUGUCACUCUUCAGGAUGCAAUAACAAAUGUGAAGCAGCAGUGCAGCGAUUUUGUGAUGACAAGAAACAUCCAAUGCCGUGAAAUGAUGGAGGAUGUACAAAGAAAUAUGGCUGGUCUCAGUUUCCAGGAUAAAAAUGCUGGUGGAUACAACAACAGCUAUCCUGCAGUUGGACACCAGCCUCAAAGACCCAAUUCAACUGAUUCCCAAACUGUAUCUCGUCCUCCUCAUUCACAAACUCCUCCUUAUCAGCCUGCCGAGCAGACCUCCAUGACUGGCUAUGGAUACCAUCCUCCAUCAUAUGGCUCUGCUCCGCAGCCACCACCACCUUACCAGGUUCCAGCUCAACAUGGUGCCCCUUACCCCCCUCAUCAACAGCAACAGCCUCCUCCGGUCAGCCACGAGUAUGGCCAACCUGCAUAUCCUGGGUGGCGUGGGCCAUACUACAAUGCCCAUGCUCAGCAACAUGGUUCUCUUCCAAGGCCUCCGUACACUGUUCAGCCUCCGUACCCGCCAUCUCACCAGGGUGGCUACUACAGGCCACAAUAGGCUUGCCAGGGACAUGCCCUUCUUUUUCCUGUCUUGUUUGGUAUAUGCUACUUGACUAUCGUUGCUCCUAUCCUGGAACUUUUCCUGAGGAUCGAAUCUAGUUAGUGUUCACUGUUCUGUCUUUAUGUCCAUUUAUCAUCAAGGUAUUCUUUCCUGUGUAUUAUCGUUGAGUUGUGCUAUACAGAGUGAAUUCUGUAAGUAGCUCAUUUUAAGGAUUUUGGGUUGUAUAGGGCUGGUGGCUGGUUUAAUAUAUGAGCAAUAAAUGAAGCAAAUUAUCGUUCUCCUGUCCAAA